AUGGGUGACGGCUCUGAUUAUCCUAGUCCACGAAGUGAAGGUCCCGGUGGACCUACCUCUGUUCUCGUCACUGUCCCAGACUCGCUUUCUCCAGCUCCCAAGAUGAACGACCAGCUGUCUCCGAACUUCAUGGAAGGGACGCGCCCACGACUGUCGGUGAGAAGAGCGCGGGAUCCGCCCAAGAACACUGCCGGUCAAAUCUACUGCGACCAUCCCGAGUGCCAGCACUCGCCCCCAACAUUUCGCCGUCCGUGCGAAUGGAACAAACACAUGGACAAACACGACCGCCCGUACAAGUGCAUGGAACCCGGCUGCGACAAGAUUCAAGGUUUUACAUACUCUGGCGGUCUGCUGAGGCAUCAGCGCGAGGUGCAUAAGAAGAACAUCAAUGCCAAGAAACCCUUGAUGUGUCCGUACGCCGACUGCAAUCGCAGCACAGGGAACGGAUUUACGCGUCAAGAAAACCUGAAGGAGCACCUUCGCCGCCGCCACAUGCACACUGAGAACGGACAUGCGUCCGAGCUGCCCAUCGCCCCGUCUCCCGAUCUGGAUGGCACCACGUCUCUUGCGACGGCAUCCGCAGCCUUGAAGAGGAAACGCGAAUCUCUCGGAGAUGAUCCGGCCACUCUCGAGCUUCCCGAGGAGGAAGAGAACGGGGUGGAUCUUCGCAAUGAACUGAAGAGGCUGCGUCGUGAGGUCCAAGAGAAGGAUCGCCGACUGGAGGAGUUGGAACGCAUCGUGGCUGGACUACAGCAGGCUAUUCCUCAGACCGCGACGUCGCAGGGCUAG
Messenger RNA from Aspergillus luchuensis, 789 nucleotides. Its product is annotated as putative C2H2 transcription factor. Lineage: Eukaryota; Fungi; Ascomycota; Eurotiomycetes; Eurotiales; Aspergillaceae. The record is from RefSeq and is a predicted model, not a curated record. Gene Ontology annotation, cellular component: nucleus. The coding region runs from base 1 to 789 and encodes 262 amino acids. Gene Ontology annotation, biological process: regulation of transcription by RNA polymerase II. The transcript is spliced from 2 exons.